This is a messenger RNA of Mytilus trossulus (common blue mussel), 4825 nucleotides long. Its product is annotated as TGF-beta receptor type-1-like. Bases 55 to 1602 code for a protein of 515 amino acids. The record is from RefSeq and is a predicted model, not a curated record. Gene Ontology annotation, biological process: protein phosphorylation; cellular response to growth factor stimulus; activin receptor signaling pathway. Gene Ontology annotation, molecular function: activin receptor activity, type I; activin binding; ATP binding. The transcript is spliced from 10 exons. Gene Ontology annotation, cellular component: plasma membrane; activin receptor complex. NCBI's taxonomy places the organism in Eukaryota, Metazoa, Mollusca, Bivalvia, Mytilida, Mytilidae.
UGAUAUCCUGUAUAGCAGACAGUAUGUUCCUCGGUCAAUAACAAACAGAGAAAAAUGUUAAAAUUUCUAAUUUUUAUGAUUUUAAUCACGAUUUUGCUUAAUUUAAUUGGAGUUUCAGAUGGUCUGAAAUGCUAUUGUGAUAUAUGUCCGAAUAAUACAUGUAUAGCUAAUGCUAAAUGUUUAACAGUUGUUGUUAAAGGAAAGACAGGUCUUGUCCAUAGAUACAGAUGUUUAGAUAAAAUAGAAGGACAGUUUUUGAAUGGAGAGCAUUUAACAUGUAACACAGCUAAGAAACAAAAGACAGACAAUUAUAGAUUGUGUUGUGAUGAUUACGAUUUUUGUAAUCGUAAUCUGGUGCCGACUCUGGCGCCACCUACAACAACAACUCAGAGUCCAGAUGAGGAUUUAGACAAACUAGAGUUUGGGACAGCAGAGUUAGUUGUACUGAUAUCCGGUCCAGUAGUACUGGUCUCCCUACUCUUUAUGAUUGGAUUCUUUGCCUAUUACCAGUACCAGCACAGGAGACCUUCAGGUUAUAUGCUGCCACCAGAUACCAGUAAUGCUGACGUUGCACCGUUCGCUCAGCAAGGGACAGAGGGUUUGAGAGAAAUGAUGAUUGAAUAUUCAGGCUCUGGAUCUGGUUUACCUCUGCUGGUUCAGAGGACUAUAGCCAGACAAAUCCACCUCUGUGAAAUCAUUGGUAAAGGUAGAUAUGGGGAAGUGUGGCGAGGAAAGUGGAGGGCAGAAAAUGUGGCUGUUAAAAUAUUCUCAUCUCGAGAGGAAAGUUCCUGGUUUAGAGAGGCUGAGUUAUAUCAGACAGUCAUGUUGAGACAUGAGAAUAUUUUAGGGUUCAUAGCUGCAGAUAAUAAAGACAAUGGCACAUGGACACAGUUAUGGUUGAUUACAGACUAUCAUGAGAAUGGUUCCCUGUUUGACUAUUUGAACAGGACCCAGAUUAGUAUUCCUCAGAUGAUACAGAUGGCCUUGUCAGCAGCCAAUGGUCUCUGUCAUCUUCAUAUGGAGAUUAUCGGCACAGAAGUUCAUGCCGGCAAACCAGCCAUUGCACACAGAGAUUUGAAGAGUAAAAAUAUCUUGGUAAAAAACAAUCUUACCUGUUGUAUAGCAGAUUUAGGUCUUGCUGUUCGUCAUGAUAUAGCCACAGAUUCAGUAGAUAUAGCUCCCAAUGACAGAGUAGGAACCAAACGAUACAUGGCUCCUGAAGUCUUAGAUGCUACUCUCAACAGAACACACUUUGAGUCUUUCAAAAGAGCUGAUGUAUAUGCCUUUGGUUUAGUUUUAUGGGAGAUGGCAAGGCGAUGUUCUAUUGGAGGGAUAGUAGAAGAGUACCAGUUACCAUAUUAUGACAUGGUUCCGUCAGAUCCUUCCUUAGAGGAAAUGAGAAAGAUUGUCUGUGAUGAAAAAUAUAGACCGGCCAUACCUAACAGAUGGCAAACAGUAGAGUCAUUGAGAUUGAUGGGGAGAUUAAUGAAGGAAUGUUGGUACCAUAAUGCUGCAGCAAGAUUGACAACAUUACGGAUCAAGAAAUCGUUAGCUGCAAUGACCUCAAUGGAGGACACCAAAGUGUACAUUAGGACAGCAUGAAAACUUUGAUGAAGGGAGACAACUACUUCUUUUUCAGGGGAGACAACUACUUCUUUAUCAAGGAGACAACUACUUGGAGGUGUUAUGCCUUUCAGCUUUCAGAAGUGAUAUUGUUGUUCAACAGAUUAUGUCACAAAUUAAAUUUCAUUGUUUGUAAGAAAUUGCCGUUAGGCUUUUACAUGACUACAUUUCACCAAAUUGUUAUAGUAUGGGUCUGUCAUUGUUAUUACUUGUGUCAGUGCUGUAACUGGUAAUCUUAACACUGGUGUCUACUGUUAUGAGUAGUGUCAAAUCUAUUUAUAGCAGUGUUAUUGCUGUAGACAGUAGUGUCAUUACUAUUAACAGUAGUAUCAGUGCUGUGUGACGAGUAAUGUCAUUUCAUUUAUAAAUGAUAUUGCUGUUACCAUAAGUGUCAGUGCUGUUAAAAGUUGAUUUAUUGCUGUUCAAAGUAGUGUCAUAUCUGUUAUCAGUAGUGACAUUGAUGUUAUUCAUAGGCGAAUCCAGGGGGGGACCUGGGGGGCCCAGGCCCCCGACCUUUUCGUGUUAAAAAUUUGUUGAUUAUAUAGGGAAUCAUUGAAGCAUGACUGGAGCGGGCCCCCCCCUUAGAAAAAGUUCUGGAUCCGCCACUGUUAUUGUUAGUGUCAGUGCUGUUCAAAGUAGAUCCAUAGCUGUUAUUGAUAUCAAAAUCUUUUCAUGUAUUGGCAUUCAUCAUACUUUUAUCAAAAUUAAAGUGACGAAAUUAAUCAGAAAUACUUGCAAUUAAAAAAUUGUUUGAGAAAAUGAUGAGUGCUAAUGAAUCAAAUUAUUAACUACUGUUUUGAAGUUUGCAGAAGAUGUGUCAUUACUUUGGUAUCAACAUUCUGGUCUGUUUACUGUUCAUGUGAUGUGUUUUGCCACCAGUGAAGAAAUUGAUACACAAAAUAUUGAUCGUUCUCUGGAAAAUCAGUGCAGGCCAUGAACCUAACUGUCAUAUAACAAAUCAUUUCUAUUAUGCUGCCACUAGGUGUCACCACUACUCCACAUAUUUGGCUAUUUAUUUGUUAUAUUUUUAUCAUUCACUGUACAUUAUUUUAUUAAUUACGAAACUGAAUAUAGGUAUUGUAAAGACAAGUAAACAAAAACUUAAGUGUCACUGUAAAAUCUGAAAUUUUUGCGUGCAUUCACUAAUGCUAUUGUUUUUAAAAUUGUCAAAAAUGUAAUUUUAAUUAUUGCAAUUUAAGAAAGAUCUGUAAAAGGAUAUUAUUGAGCAACUCAUCAAGUGGCAUUGUCCAAAGGAAAUACAAACCUCACAAUAAUUUCUGAAUUGAUGGUAAACCCAACACUGAAAGAUAAGGACGAGGGUCUGGGUGCAUUCAUUUCUGUCUUUGGUCAUUUGCAUUCUUCUUUAUUUUUCUGGUCCAAUCAUUCUCUGUAUAUUUUAGCACCCCAUUAUUAUUUAUUGUUUAGUCUAUAUAAACCCAAUCCAGACUCUCAUUUGUCACAUCCAUGGAAAUGAACAAAUCUAAUGGCAUUUUUUUCUCUAAUUAUUGAUUUUAGUAGAAGAGUUGUUUUUGUCUGAUUUACUGUAAAGUUAGCAUUUUCUUACAAUGUAUUAUAAACUGGCAGGACAGGGCUGAAAAAGAGGGGGGAAAGAUCUGGGUGAAAUUAGGUAACUAAUUAAAUGUGUGUAUUUAGAAAAAGAUUAACAUAUCAUGACAUUUAAACUUGCAUAUUUUUACAGCUUUUCAUUUUUGUUAACAGGAUAGUAAAAUUAAUUUUGGGAGAGAACAUAAGAAAUUAAUGAGGCAUUGAUUUAACAGAUGUUUUGAUUAUAUGUGAAAUGAUACAUUUAAAUCUUUUUACGAUUUUAUGCAUUAUGUCAAAUGUUGUUGUUCUAAUUAUUGGGUUGCUGUCAUCUCAUUUUAUUUACUUUUUUAAAAAGACAAAAUUUAAUUACAUAAUUAAAAUAUGGUUGAAUUUAAAUAUGGUGAACCAACACCUGAGGUAGUAAUUCUGUGGUAGGGUAAUAGAGGGUGGAUACCACAUGGUAUUCACAGUUGUCUUUCACUAUAAAAGUAAAUAAACGACAUUAAAGACAACAACUACCAUCAGUUACCCCAUGGUGAAUAAUUUAUUGUGGUCAACACGAUUUGCCAGCAAGCGUGAUGUCUUCAGGUCAAUUGAAAUAUAGGUCAGAUCAUAAUUGUGUCAUAGGCAGGGUAAUGAUUUACAAAUUGUACUUUGAAGGCACAAUCUAAAUAGGUAUUGAACUUGAGUUUAACAUCUACAAGGAUUCGUUAUUGAUUUAUGGGAUAUUAAUUUUUGUAGAUUUCUUAGGUAUAGUUUUACCCAAAUUAAAUUGUUCUUCAUAAAAAAAAAUUCUACUGGCUUGUAUUCAGACUUUGGCAAAACUACAAAAUCAAAUAUCUAUGAGAAUACAAUUGUUCAACGAAAAUAGGUAUCCACAUUAGUUGAUUACUGUAAACCAACUUAUUUUCGUGAGCGAUUUAUUUUCGCGACUUUCGCGAGUAGAAAAAUAACGCGAAUAUAAAUCGUCGCGAAUAUGUCAACAUUUGAUCUUUCCUUAAUAAACUUCAUCAAGUAAAUCAAAUAAUCGCGAAAUUAAAUCGCCGCGAAGUGGUUAAGAAAGGGUAUAACGCGAAAUAAAGUAUCCACGAAAAUAAUUUGGUUUACAGUAUUUGGGUUUAUGAUUGUUAAAACUGAUAUACUUAUUUACUUAAAUGAAUAUUUACUAGGGAGAUUAAGAAAAACACAUAUACUGUGUGUUUAUGUAAAUAUUGCUUUUAAAUGUGUGCAAUAACUUUGUAAAUAAAUUUUAGUUCAAUUCACAUUAUUUGUCAGGUUGCAGUACAUAUUGAUUUUUCUAUUUUAUUUGAGAUGAUACGAGAGAAAUAAGUCUAUUGUAUGAAUUCCAUGGCAAUUUGAAAUUUUUAGUGUAUAUAAUAUGUUUCUCAUAAUGAAAUCUUUUUUUUUCCUGCUAAUUUUCACGAGGGAAAAAUAUGUGUAUGUUGGGCUUGUACUAUCAAGGUCAAAAUAUUUUGUUUAUUAAUUUGCUCUUCACAAUUAACAUUGCAGCGAAUCAAAAACAGUUCAUAGUCAAAACAAUGAUGAUUGUAUAACGGCUUUACGCAACAUUAGUUAUUUAUAUUUAGAACAAAAUGGGAUGUAGAAUAAUUCAAGCCACAAAACUUCAUUCUACAAUCUGUCAUACAAUUUCAAAAAC